Messenger RNA from Sycon ciliatum, 2343 nucleotides. RefSeq names its product sulfite oxidase-like. Bases 183 to 1829 code for a protein of 548 amino acids. The record is from RefSeq and is a predicted model, not a curated record. The transcript has a single exon. NCBI's taxonomy places the organism in Eukaryota, Metazoa, Porifera, Calcarea, Leucosolenida, Sycettidae. Gene Ontology annotation, biological process: sulfur compound metabolic process. Gene Ontology annotation, cellular component: mitochondrion. Gene Ontology annotation, molecular function: molybdopterin cofactor binding; heme binding; molybdenum ion binding.
CAGUGCAAGUGGUAGAAAUGAAUGUAGGAAGUAAAGCACGAAAUGAAAUUUCGCAAUCUGACUCGAUUCAGCCUGAGCAGUGAGGAUACUUGUUCCAGUGCAGUGUCUUUCUGCUUUCCUUCCUCUCAGGGCCUUGCGUGUGGAAAGAAAACACCUAUUUUCUGCUCUGUGUUGUCCCAAUCAUGCUUCGCAGGCCCUCAACGGCACGCCUUUUCACGCGUUAUCACCGAUGCGUAUCAUCAAGUCAACAAUUUCAGAGUCAACAACGCCGUAGCCAGCAGGUUACUCUCGCUGCAGCUGUCGCCGGUGGUGUAGGUUUGGCCGCUUACCUGGUGCUAAAAAAACAACCGACCAGCCAUGCUGCCUCGAAGCCGAUUGCGAGGGAAUUCUCUCUUCAAGACGUGGCGGAGCACAACAGUCUGGACAAGGGCGUGUGGGUGACAUACGGAGAGAAUGUGUAUGACGUCACUAGCUUCGUGGAGAGCCACCCGGGCGGCAUGGACAAGAUCAUGUUGGCGGCUGGACGCGAUCUGCAAGUAUUCUGGUCACUGUAUGCUAUCCACCAGAGUGACGAAGUGCGUGAAAUCCUGGACGAAUACAAGAUUGGCGUGUUGGAUGCUAAAUCACUGGCCGCAAAGAACAAAACACGAGAGCGAGCAGCCGACGACCCUUAUGCCAAAGACCCCGAACGCAAUCCACUGUUGACUAUCAACACAGAGAAACCAUUCAAUGCUGAAACUCCAGUAGCGUUGCUGACAGAUAGCUUCAUCACCCCGAAUGAGCUCUUCUUUGUCCGUAAUCACUUGCCAGUGCCGAACGUAGAGCCAAAGAAAUAUGUACUGGAGGUGACUGCACCCGGUAGAGAGCCACUGAAGCUGUCACUGCAAGACCUGAAGGAGAAGUUUACUAAGCACACGGUAGUGGCAACACUGCAAUGUGCCGGUAAUCGUCGCCGACAGAUGACCGAUGUCAAGUCCGUAAAGGGACUGAGCUGGGGAGCAGCAGCCAUUAGCAAUGCAGAGUGGUCCGGUGCACGUUUGCGCGAUGUUCUGCAGUACGCCGGCCUGGAUACGAGCAGCACCGGCGACGGCAGGUCUGUGAAGCACAUUCAGUUUGAAGGUCUUGACCAGGGUGUCGACGGCAAGGCGUACGGUGCCAGCAUCCCGGUCCGCACCGCGAUGGAUCAGUACGGUGACGUACUGCUAGCGUACGAGAUGAACGGCCAGGAGCUGCCGCGUGACCAUGGUUACCCGGUGCGUGCCGUCAUACCCGGUGUGGUCGGUGCACGGAACGUCAAGUGGCUGUCACGCGUCAUUGCCAGUCACGAGGAGAGUCACUCGCACUGGCAGCGCAACGACUACAAGGGCUUCUCUCCCGGUGUCGACUGGGACACGGUGGACUUCACGAAAUCACCGGCCAUACAGGACCUGCCGGUCCAGUCAGCGAUCUGCGUGCCGUCGUCCGGAACGAAGAUCUCUAGCGACGACGAAACCUUGUCGGUGAAGGGCUAUGCGUGGAGUGGCGGUGGCCGAGGUGUGGUGCGCGUCGACGUGUCAAUUGACGGCGGUAAGACAUGGUGCGUGGCUAACCUAGUCACCGCCGACGAUGGCAAGCAGGAUCAGGAGUCCCGCCAGCGCUGGGCGUGGGCUCUGUGGGACGUCGACGUUGCCAUUCCCGAGGAGCUGCGUGGCAGCGGGCAGCAGCUGGACGUGAUCUGCAAGGCGGUCGACGAGUCCUACAACAACCAGCCCGAGUCGGUGGAGCCCAUCUGGAACCUGCGCGGCGUGCUGAACAAUUCCUGGCAUCACAGCAAGGUGUUUGUCAGGUGAACAACACUAGACGCGUAUAGUGAUAGUGUCAUGACUUAGGAUGACUGCACUCAUAGGUGUAUGUAGGUAUCGGUAUAGGAUAAGAUGUGUCGGAGCAGGCUCUUCUCACAUUCGCAUUUCUGUUGUUAUUUUCUAUCGUUUUCUUAUUCGGUCUCAACACCACGACUUAUAGCGAUCGCAUUGUUUUUAAUCACACAGCUGUAUGAAACUAUAUACUCCAGUCCGCUUUCAGGUUCUGGGUGAGUUCAUUGACAAGCCGUGUAGGCAUGACUCUGGAGUAAACCCCUUGAUGGCAAGUUCUCACCGGCAGCAACGGUGCAGCAACAUGCAUGUACCAAUAAUUACUAUAUCUUUUAUCAUAGUUCCACGGCUGUGUUGCACUCUCAUGUGCAGGUCACUGUCAUAUUAUUUCAAUGUAUUAAUCUUGAGUAAUAAGUCACCACUCGUUCUUUGGUUCUGAAUUUUAGUGCAAAACUGCCAAAAAAAACUGCCAAAAUAAAUGUACCUUUAUUCA